Molecule: messenger RNA, 822 nt
Organism: Cylindrotheca closterium
Lineage: Eukaryota; Bacillariophyta; Bacillariophyceae; Bacillariales; Bacillariaceae
Source: the annotation of a GenBank genome assembly
AUGACCAACACUAUUAUCAACUACAUCAACUACAUCACUACCAUCAUCGUCAAUCAAGAAUACAUCAUUCAAGCAGGCAUCAGCUUCUUUCGAUUGCCUGUUCGGAUGCCUUUGAUCGUCACUCAAACCGUUCGAGAAACCAUUGCAGCCGGUUUGGUUUGUGCGGCGGCGCUCUUGUUACUUUGGUACAUGGCGCUCGACCUAUACCGAAGCUAUCAAGCACUUUGCGAGCAACGGAGCUGCAACCGACAACAGCCUCCUGUUUCCAUUCUUCGUUGUCCAGGAGGGUUGUCUCAUCGCAAGAAAAACCAAAGUUGGUUUGGUGUGUUCACCAGAAAACCAAACCGUGUCCGUUUUGCCAAAAUCUUUCGUCGAACCUUUGUCCCAAACAAGCAAGAGCUACAAUCUCGCAGGGAAUGCUGGGGUCUGAUUCAGUGGCGCAUUCAACUUCACGACGAAGUAAUUCCAGAGAUAGAGAACACAGUGGGAUUCGUUCCACAUACUCCUAUCAAGAGACGGAAUGCCCAACGCUGGAAGCUCGAGUUCAAACCUACCGUGCUUGCCACCAUUAUUGAAGAUCCAGCAGAAGAAGAUUUGAGUGACAUUGACUCAUCUUUGGAUACUGGAUUUAUUGAUGGCAAUGUCGACUCUGAAACCAUUGCAAUUGCGCUCGAGAACCACCGACAACUGCUUCGAACCGUCCUUGAUGACAUGCUCUCCAAUAUUUCCGUACCAAUGGAUUUGGAUGAUGACGGCAACGUCGAGCCUAAUGACAUGCAAGAUGAAGCACCACAACUGUCACUCAAGAGAACCGCAACUUAA